This is a messenger RNA of Theileria orientalis strain Shintoku, 2295 nucleotides long. Its product is annotated as ribosomal protein L15. NCBI's taxonomy places the organism in Eukaryota, Apicomplexa, Aconoidasida, Piroplasmida, Theileriidae. The record is from RefSeq and is a predicted model, not a curated record. Gene Ontology annotation, biological process: protein histidyl modification to diphthamide. Gene Ontology annotation, molecular function: 2-(3-amino-3-carboxypropyl)histidine synthase activity. The transcript has 10 exons. The coding region runs from base 1 to 2295 and encodes 764 amino acids.
AUGGAAUAUCAGAAUUUGGACCUUCUAGUCUCUACUAUAAAGGAGCGGGGUUUCAAGGCAGUAUGUAUUCAAUCUACCAAUACAAACGCGUCGAUAUCGGUCUGCAACUACUUGCAAGAUGUUUUUAAAUCAGAUUCCACAGUUAAAUUUUAUAUUCUUGGCGAUAUAUUGACCGGGAGCUGCUGUUUGGAUGUUGUGGCAACAAAGCGCUUCCAGACAGAUUGUCUGGUGUAUGUCGGAGAUGGGUGCUAUUUUGAGUUAGAUGUGCCAAACUAUGUAUUUUAUUUGUAUUCUAAGCUGCCAUUGCAGUUGGAACCAAUAGCUGAGAAGAUAAGUGGGCUGUGUAGUUCUCUCGAAUUUGAUUCAGUUUUGUACAUUUACUCAUCAUCAGUACAUCAUAUUGUAAAUGAAGUUUCAAGCAUCUUCAGGAAGAACAGAAGAAGGUUCUACGUAGCUAAUGUGGGAGAAAGUAAGUCUGAUUCUGAUGACAGUGGUACUGGCACCGUGAUGGUGUGUAACAGAGUAGUAUAUGAGCAUACAACCGAUUGCUCCAGUCCGGACAAGGUUACAGUGACCAACGGUAAGAAGAUAGAGGGAAAUAAGCUGUUGGUGUUAUACUUGAGUGAAUCAGAAGAUGAAGCGAUGGCUAAGUUAAUUGGGUUAAGCGUGUGUUAUACACACUUUUACCAGAUCAUAGUUGGUAAAAAGGGUGAAUGGGUUAAUGAUUCGGAUAACAAUCAUGUUAAUGGUACGAUUAAUGGAAUGAAUUUUGGAAACUGUCAGAUGUUGGAUAGAUGUAACCUCUGUAACAAAUAUACAAUGAAAAGAUACUCAAUGGUGGAAAAGGCACAGCAAGCAACAAACUUUGGAAUAAUAGCAGUGGCAAAAUCGUUCAAAGGAGGGAUCAGGCUAAGGCAGCAGCUUCAGAAGCUGUUGACGCAAAAAGGUAAGGCGUACUGGCUGUUCUCAGUGAAUCACCUGACGGAGGCGAAGCUGCUCAACUUCCCAAAAGUAGAAGUGUGGAUACUGCUGAGCUGCAAUUUGACGCCGCUGUCGCUGCCCAGAGAGUUGGAGAAGAUGCUGAUGUACCCAUAUGAGCUGCUGGUGGCACUGGGCGUGUUGGAAUGGGGGACCUACACGUUCAGAUAUGACCAUCUGGCGGAGGCGAUAGACAAAUAUUUAGAAAACUGGCAGAAAGCGGAAAGUGAAAAGUCUGAAGAGGCAGCCAGUCAGCAGUUAAGUAGGCUGAAGAACAUGGAAUUGAGGGAGAAGUUUGAAACGCUCUAUGAAAAGAUAUCGUCAAAUGACGACAGGACGUUCAAGGGAGUCGAUCCGGAUUUUUAUGGAAAUAUUAGAGUCAUAAAGGGCUCAAGGGGGACUGCAUCUAAAGUGAAGAAAGCGGUAAACGUGGGAAAUGAAGACUUAAAUUUGAUGAAAAUUAGAAAGGAUGUAAAGCUUGUAGAUGGGAAACUGAGAGGAGUUCACUUUGAGGAACAACAUAAAUCUGAAAAUAAAUUUGUGCCACACCCAUUUAAUAGGAGGUUUGCCUUUUCUAAAAGGCCGUUAUUCCCGAUUGAGCCAAGAAAUUUACGCAUUUAUGGGCUUUUGAGGCAUAAAAAAAGAGGUAUCGGUAAAAAGUCUAACGCUAGGGGAAUAAGAAAGAAAAACGACAAAAAUAGAGGAAGGAAGCCAAAUAGUAGAACGUUUGAAGGAGGACAGAGUCCACUCUACACAAGGCUCCCUAAAUACCCGGAGGCUAUCCUUUCGAAAUUUGAUAAAAAAUAUGACCAGCUGAACCUGUGUAAAUUACGGUACUUCAUCGAACGAGGUAGGCUCGACGUUAGGUUUCCAAUAACACAGCGGCAUUUGCACGACUCGAAGUGCGUCAAGGUUAAAAAUGGAGUACAUCUGUUCAACGUGAACAAUUAUCCCUUCCCUUACAAGAUCGACAUUGUGGUAGCCAGUUGCGACCAGUCAAGUGUCGAUGUUAUUAAAAAGGUCGGCGGAACAGUGUCAAUAAUUCACUAUGAUAAAAUAGCACUGAGAGCCCACAUUAAACCGUAUAAAUAUGAAAUACUUCCGAAAACAGCGCGCCCUGAUAUUAAGAGAGUUUACGAGUUAGAAAAGCUAAGGUUAAUGGGAUGCAAUGUUAUAUACAUUAAGCCCCUGUGGCUGAUAAAAGAGGAGGAAAGGCUGAUGCAAGAGUUCAAGGAGCUUUAUCAACAUAAUGGGGACGAGAACUUCGAUGAACUGAUUUUGAAGUACAGGAAGCAGUUAUUGCAAGAGCAAGUUUAA